CAAUAUUCAGAUAACACUGAAUUGACGGACUCAUAAAAUAAUAAAUAAAUAGUUUUAAAGUCGGCCAUGUAUGUUCAUUUUGUACUAUUAUUCUUCAUUGGACAAGCAAUAGGCAAUGAAGAGAAAUCCUUCGUUGAUGAUGAAACAUUUAAUGAGGCAUUAUCUUCUGAGCAUAUGUUCGGUGUCUUUCUUUAUAGCAAAAAAGAUAAUGACGAUUUGAAAGUGCGAGAAGCAGUGAAUUCAAUUCAGCUUUCUGAAGAUUCUCUGGACCCUCAUGGGAUUCAGCUAGGAAUUAUAGAUUGUAAAAAAUCGAAAAUAUUCCACUGUAAAAAACCUGAAAGGCUCUAUCAUCUGAUAUUAUUCAAAGAUGGUGAUGUUGUUGCUCAAGUACACAUGGACGAUUUGCAAACUUUAUUGGAUGUACAAAUACAUACAAAGUCAAAUUUGCUUCUGGAUAAUAUUAACGAAAUCAAGGAUCGUGAAGAAUAUAAUGAAAUAAUAAAGAAGCAUGCUGGGAAGUCUGAUUUCAUAUUGUUUUAUAUACCUGAAUUAGGAACAAUAGAACAUUUGAGAAUGAUUAAUUCUGCGAUAACUAUCCCGAAAUAUAUAUCCGUUUACUACACGUUGAAUAGAGAUAUCAAUGAAGAUAAAUCUCAUGAGGUUUGGUAUUUAAAUUGUCUGAUGUCUGAAGAUGGUAAAUGCGAAGUGACUUAUGCAGAUGGAAACAACGGUGAUGAAGAUUUGCAAAAGUUUAUUCAGAAGUCAAGCCAUGUUAUGGUACUGUCAGAAAAUGAAGACAUGUCAUCAACGCUUACAGAAAUGGUGAACAAAGGCAAUGAUGUAGUACUUUUGAUUGCUGGCCCAAGAAAAUUUAAGUCUGCUUUGGCUCUCGCUAAAGAAGUUGUAAAUGAGAUGGGCAGUGGAAUUCAUGCUCUUGUAGUGGACGGUGUGAAGUUUUCACAUUUUGACUUGAAAUCAAGAGUUGAGAAUGACAAGAUUUUUGCAAUUGCAUCUCCCGGUACAGCGAGCCAUGCCAAAUAUCUCAAUAUUGGAUUUUUGGAAAGUGAAAAUCCUGCUGAUUUAAUCGUUGACUUCAAUAAUGCAAUGUCGAAGCAAGAUCAAAUAUUCACUGAACCAUUUGGUGUACGUGAUGAAGAAAUUGAUCUUGAUCUAUUUGAUAUAGAGCCAGAAACCAUUCAAGAUGAUCCGAUAGCAUAUUCUGUUCAUCACAAUAAACAUGUUAAAGAUCUGUAUUAUUUUGAUUACAAAACUUUACCUCGUCUCACUGAUAAAACAUACGAGAAAGUUACUCAGGGCAUGGAGUACGCUGUGAUUCUUUUCACUCUUGAGUUUAAUCCAAGAGCUCUUGCUGCGCUGGUUGCCUUUGUAGAAAUUCACAAUGCUUUUAAAACGAAAACGAAAUCUCCAAUGUACAGAGUAGAAUGUUAUAACUGGCCUGAUAUUUGCGAAAAAGCCAAAGUUUUUACAUCACCGAGGAUGUUUUUUUAUCCUCCUGAAACUACAAACCCAAUUGAAUACACAGGCAUGUGGGAAAAAGUCAGCAUGAAAAAUGCAAUUUUAAGGUAUAGCAAUCCAAGUGUUAUCAUUGUACGAAAGAAAGAAGACAUAUUACCAUACUUGCCUAUUACAAUGAGAUCUAUAAUUGGAUUAUUUGAAUCGGACGAUGGAACAACAGAAUUCAGAAAGGCUGCAGAAAUCAUGAGAAAAGAUUAUCAAUUUAUUGAAGUUCAUGGAGAAGUUGCUAAAUUUGUAGCCGAACAGUACGAGGUUGAUCUUGAACAUAAAAGAUUGCUUGCGCUGGAAGAUUCAUUCCCCAAACAUAAAUACGGCACAUUCACAACAGCACAAGAUAUUAUCAACUUUUGUGAGGAAACAUUUGUUGCUCCUGAGCUUCAAGAACUGAACAUAUACAGUUUUGUUGAUAUCCUCAAAGAUCCAAAGCCUUUAUUUAUCUAUUUCUGGGAUCGAGAAAACGGCGAUGAAUUAACAUAUUUCUCUGCGUUGAAAGAUAUGAUCCAGGAUAUUGCAUCAAACAAAAUAUUAUCUGAUAAUAUCUUGUUUAUGUGUAUGGAUGUAUCAACAGGCACUCCAGGGGAAUUUGUCCUUGCAAGAUACAACUAUAGAGCAAGACAUGAAAAACCGAUUAUGGGGUUCUUUGAUAAAAAGGGUUCUGUGAUGCUCAAAUCUUGUCAAGAGGCCGUUCGUUGUACAAACACUUCCUUGAUUGCUUGGAUACAAAAUUGUGUCGUGGGAAAAGAGCAAGCAACAUAUGAAUUAAGCAAGGAGGAAUGGAAACCGAGAUUAGAUGGAUAUGAUUUCCUGCAAUUUAUGAAAGAUGAAGGAACUUAUCCUGAAAAUAAAUUAACUCUUGGUAGCAGUGAUGAGGAUGAAGAAUCUAAACCUUCACAUAGAGGAGGGAGAACUGUCAUUGAUUUGCGGCACAAACAUAAAAAGGAAGAAGGUCAAGGAGUUCAUGAGAAUGAAAAAACAGAAAAUCGUGAAGAAAAAAGCACAAAAAGUCGCCCAACUCAUUCAGAAUUAUAAGUAGAUUGUGAAAUCAAUUGUUUUUUUAGGAAAUUAAUUCAAAUGUGUGAUGCCACUGAGGAAUACUGGCAGCAUAUCAUAUAUUCAGAAACAUGGAGAUUUUGAAUGUGACUUUGUUAAUAUUCGAGGUUUUAGUUUUACUAUACUUAGCUGAUUUAUCUUAGAGAUAAAAUAUGUUGUUGUAGUUCAUCUAUGUAUAGCUUGUUAUCUUAUGUUGAAGUUUUUUGUUGUUACAUGUCUAUUCGUACUCUUGAAUGUCCGUACUAUUCCUGAUAUGUCUAACUCUUUUCAAUACCAUAACUCAUAUUCUAAAGCAGUGCUUCUCAAACUUCCAAAGACUCCUUAACAUUUGUGGGCACUUUUCUCUUCUAUAAAAAUACGUAGAUUUGCUUUUACCACGUUUUAUGUGCCAUGUUGACGAAAAAAAAAUUAAACAAACAGCAGGAAAAAAUUAUAUGCAUUGCAGUCAAUUUUCUUUAAAUUAAUGAGGUCAUCACAAAUUUAUACCUAGUGAAAACCUUUGGUUGUGCCCUGCCAGGAUGGUACAGGGCCUGGUUUGAGAAGCCCCGUACCUUUGACCGUGAAAUUUUGAAUUCAAUUUGCAUGUUAUCUGAAGUCAUCACUGUAUCUUGGUAUACAUAAUGAAGCCAUCACUGUAGCUCAGUAGUAUACACAAAAAUUUGUUGCACUUUUUUUUAGCACAACCUUGCCUUUUUCAUUGUAUAUUUGAAUCGAAGCACAUAUAGUUGAUUGAGCUAGGACAAAUCGAAACUUGAGUGGUAUAUAAUAAAACUAGAGGUUUGAUUAUCGCAAAUCAUUUGAAAUAUUUUAUUUAUCAAGUCUAACUAAAAAUACAAUCAAUUCUAACAUUGAAUUGAAAGCGAAAACUUUUAGUAUUUAUGUCAAUUCUGGCUCUUGGAUGUUCUUACUAGGUAUUCCUGAUAUGUUCAACUUUUUCUAAAAACUCGUAUACUAAAAUGACCAUGAUUUUCUGCAUUUGAUUCACCUAUUUAUGAAACCAUUUGUAAAUUAUUGUACACAAAGUUUGUUGCACUAUUUUUUAGCAGAAGCUUGCCUUUUUGAUUGUAUAUUUGGGACGAAGCAAUGGUACCUGUUUUAUAUUACUCUAAGCUAGAACAAAUUGAAUGGCAUAUAAUUGUGCAAGAUGUAUAAUUAACCCUGAUCAGUUGGAAUAUUUAAAAAAAAUCUGUAUUUUGAUAUUUGCGUUUAGUAUCGAAAUUCUCUAUCUGAUAUAAGAAUGUCAGCUAAACUAAAAAAUAAUCAUUUCUAACUUUUUCUCCUAAUAUAAUUGAAGUGCCUACUAUGCCACCUUUCUUAUAUUCGCAAGAUGCAUUGUGUCUUUUUUAAAAAUCAUGUUUUGUGUUGCAUUGCAGACUUCUAUCAUAUAUCAUUAUAAUAGGGAUAUUCAGUUUGCUUGAAUGGAGUACAAUUUACUGAGAUUCUAAAUGAAAUUACACAUGUUUGAUAUUAAAAUUUUGAUCAUUAGCAGUAUGUUUCAGAAUUUGUGUUAGUUCUAUUGACAGUUAUGUUUGGGAUCGUAUUUAUUGAUGAAUAUAUAUUCCGUAUGCAAUAUUCCUUAUUUUGUUUGGGCCAUUUUUGUACUGUUUUUCUCACUGUUUGAAUUAUUUAUUCAGAAAAAAUGCUUCUCCUGCCAUUUAUUGUCAUUAUUGCAAUAAAAGAAAUAAUUGAAAUGUU
Styela clava is the source of this 4281-nucleotide messenger RNA. Its product is annotated as thioredoxin domain-containing protein 16-like. NCBI's taxonomy places the organism in Eukaryota, Metazoa, Chordata, Ascidiacea, Stolidobranchia, Styelidae. The record is from RefSeq and is a predicted model, not a curated record.